Schistocerca serialis cubense is the source of this 1245-nucleotide messenger RNA. RefSeq lists its product as uncharacterized. The record is from RefSeq and is a predicted model, not a curated record. The transcript has 4 exons. Bases 1 to 1245 code for a protein of 414 amino acids. Lineage: Eukaryota; Metazoa; Arthropoda; Insecta; Orthoptera; Acrididae.
AUGGCUCCUUCUGAUCUUCUGAGCUCGGAAGAGUGCCAGAGAGUCGUAAAGAGCUGGCUGGCCGACGAUCAUUUCGAAAUUGUGGACGUACAGGUCCGGCCCUUGAGUGACGAGGUCAGUGGUUUCCUGGGGUCGCACCUCAAAGUCAGCAUUAAUGUUAGGCUUGGCAAGGAACGUAAAGUCACACAGUUGGAGUUCUUUGCCAAAAGUAUGCCGUCAGAGGCUUCUUCGUUCCACACGGACUUCAUCAACUCCAUACACUGCUUCGAGAAGGAGACCGCUUUCUACGACAUUGUGGCCCCACGGCUGGUAGAGGCACAGCCGGCAGACUCGCCCGCGUGGGCGCCGCGGUGCCUACUGACGCGGCCCGACCUGGUGCUGCUCGAGGACCUAUCGGCCCAGGCGUUCCGGGUGCUGGACAGCCGCGCGCCGCUGGACCUGGAACACUGCCGCCUCACGCUGCGCACACUCGCCGCCUUCCACGCCGCCUCCAUCUUGCUGGAACGCCGCGCUGGAGUACCUCUAGACACGCUCUUCCCAGAGGUCAUUCACUUGGUCUUCCAGAUAUGUAAGGAGAACCUUCUCACUGGCGAAGAGGAGAACUUGGCCACCGGGUGGUUCCGCACAAGCGUGAAAGGAAUCUGCAGCUUAGCUGAGUUGAUACGACCGGGCGCAGACAAGGCACGAAUUGAGGACACGUGCUGGAAGCUGCUGGAUGCUAUUCAACCAUCCACGAAGUACCGGAACGUUUUGACGGAGGGCGACGUCUGGGUGAAGAACCUCAUGUUUUCCUACGUUGGUGAGGGAAGGCCCUCAGAGGUGCGGCUGAUCGACUUUCAGCUCGUCAGAUACGUUCCUCCAGCCUAUGAGAUCGGGUUUUUCCUGCACCUGUCCACCUCCCGCGAGUUGCGCUCCGCCCACCUCGAGGACCUGCUGCGCGAGUAUCACAGCGCUCUGACGUCACGGCUGGCGGCUGGCGGGGUGGACGCGGCGCGCGAGCUGCCGUGGCCGCAGCUGGUGAGCAGCUACCGGCAGCUGCGCCUCGGUGGGGUCGUCAUGGCGCCCGCCCACCAUCAACUGACCGCCAUGACCGGUGACGUCGCCAGGAAGUACGUGUCGGCGGCCGACUUCCAGCACUUCAUGGUCCGCGACCGCGACCAGGAGUUGCGCCACGUCUUCCUUUCUGAUCCCGUCUACAGGAAAAUCCUCACGGAAGAUAUUGAAGAGCUUCUGGACUGGAAAUAG